Molecule: messenger RNA, 1476 nt
Organism: Penicillium atrosanguineum
Lineage: Eukaryota; Fungi; Ascomycota; Eurotiomycetes; Eurotiales; Aspergillaceae
Gene: she9
Product: putative mitochondrion biogenesis protein (She9)
Exons: 2
Coding region: 1-1476 (491 amino acids)
Biological process (GO): inner mitochondrial membrane organization
Cellular component (GO): mitochondrial inner membrane
Source: RefSeq, a predicted model, not a curated record
AUGCAGUCCAUGCCAUUGCUGUUCCGGCAAUCACUUCGGUCCAGCAUACACGUCACACGAACCACCUCCACACCGGUGCGAGCUCCAUUCCGCCCGACAGCUCCGACAGUCAAUUCCGUUAGACCGACCUCGCGGACCUUCUCAGUCUGCUUACAAUGCCAAUUCCGCCGACAACCAUUCAUAUACUCACCCCUCGAUGAUAAAGACAAGGCCAACAAUGAUGCUGAGAGGCUGAUUCAGGCAGUGCGGCAGGCGCCUGAGGCGGUUGUCAUUCCGGAGGUGGAUGCGGGGGCUGCUCGGCCGAAUACCUCUGCGGAGAAUGACGGGGUGACUCGAGAGUCUCAACCGGAUGCGAGCGAGAAGGAGUCGUCGGAUCAGGGAGAGCAGACUCGUAAAGAGGAGAGCUCCAAUGCCGACCGCGCAAGGAGCGGAGGUCUCCCGUCGUACUUGGAGAGCCGGCGGUCUCAAAUGUCGAAGCAAUUCAGCACGAUGAUGGACAAUUUACAGUCCAAUGUCUUUGUGGCUGGCCAACGGUUAAACGACUUUACGGGAUACUCUGAGAUUGAGGCUCUGAAGAAAGAAAUCCACAUUCAAGAGGACCGACUCCGUGAAGCUCGUGCACACGUCAGACAAGCAAAGGAAGACUACACAACUGCGAUUAACCGCCGCUCGAACUCGCAGCGCGAGGUGAACGAGCUCCUGCAGCGCAAGCAUGCCUGGUCUCCAACCGACCUGGAGCGUUUCACACUCCUCUACCGCAAUGACCACACCAACGAGGUCUCCGAGGUUGAGACCCAAGAAGCGUUGUCUCGGGCUGAACGCGAGGCCGAAGAAGCUGCUGCGUCGCUGAGUAAAUGUAUUCUUUCACGUUAUCACGAAGAGCAGGUGUGGUCGGACAAGAUCCGCCGUAUGUCUACUUGGGGUACCUGGGGACUUAUGGGCAUGAACGUUCUUCUGUUCCUGAUCUUCCAGAUUGCCGUUGAGCCCUGGCGCCGGCGCCGGUUGGUCAAGGGAUUCGAGGAUAAGGUUGUUGAGGCCAUGGAGAAGGAGAAGGCUUUGCAUCAUGUUGCUGCUCAGGGCAAUAUUCCUGCAUCUGUCCUGGCCCCUAUUCUUCCGGAGGUCAUUGACUCUACCCUUGAAACCUCUUCUACUGAAUCUGCUGGAACCAUUAUUCCUGUUGCAGAGAAGAGUGUUCCCUCGUCUGCAGUCACUACUGAUGCUUCGCUCACUUCCGCUACUGAUGCUACGCCUGCAGCCACUACCAUGGCUAGCGACGCCUCAUCUCUCUACUCCCGCCUCUCUGACAUCUCCUCCUCACCAUUGUCUCUCGAAUACUGGCGGCAGGUUUCCAGUGAGCUUUUCAACCUGCGCAGCAUUACCAUUUCUCAGCAUGACAUGACCAUGGUUGCUGUUCAGAGCGCCGCAGCCGGCGCAGUCGUCAUGGGUCUAUUGAUUGCGGUAGUGAGGCCUCGGUAA